Panicum virgatum (switchgrass) is the source of this 1153-nucleotide messenger RNA. RefSeq lists its product as uncharacterized. NCBI's taxonomy places the organism in Eukaryota, Viridiplantae, Streptophyta, Magnoliopsida, Poales, Poaceae. The transcript is spliced from 5 exons. The record is from RefSeq and is a predicted model, not a curated record. The coding region runs from base 419 to 811 and encodes 130 amino acids.
CGCCUCUCGCCCUCUCCUACCGCGUCCCGCUCCCGGCGGCCAGCGGCUGCUCGGCCGGUGAAUCGCUUCGGGGCUCGGCUGCUCAGUGGCCGCUCGGCCCCAGCGGGGCGGGGGGUGGCCGCAGUACUGGUCGGCCGGACGGGGCCGCGGCCCGCGGGCGCGGCCGCGCGGGGGGCAGCGCCGUGCCGCCGCAGGAGAGUGGGGCAGGCAGCAGGCCUGCAGGGCGCAGCCGGCAGUGCGGCACGGCAGGCCGAGCGCGGGUUCAAAGGAAUGCCCAACCCAGAUUCCAGUUCAUUGUCAUGAAUCGCCGGAAUACUGGUAUUUUAGCAUAUCUAACCCACCGCCGCUCCCUGGAUUCUGCACCUCACUGCUGCUGCUGCCACCGACUCUAACCAGCACUCUAAGCAGCUAAUCGGCUAUGUUCGCGACGGCAGCGCGGUGGGCGGCGAAGAAGGGGAAGCCAAAGAUGGCGCCGAUCGAGCUGACAACGCCGCCGGAGCAGACGCAGUCCAUCACGCGCGCAAUCUUCGAUGUCGUCAGGGAGCACGGACCGCUCACCAUCUCCGACGUCUGGGACCAUGUCAAGGAUGUUGGCCUUAUGGGACUGACGAGCAAGCGGCAGAUGAAGAUCAUGCUGCGGUGGAUGAGGGAGCGCCAAAAGCUCAGGCUCAUCUGCGACCACGACGGCCCACACAAGCAGUUCCUCUACACCACCUGGUUCACCAACCCCAAGAACGCGCCACAGAGGCCCAAGGGGGAGCUCAAGGCCAAACCCGAGAAGCUCUCCCCUCCGCCUCCCAAGCAGCCAUGAUAUUGUUUGAGCAACCUCCAUUAUUAACAACCAACGGUCUACCAAGUGAUGACUAGUUGUGUGCCUUAUAAGUUUCUUACCAUCAAGGGUGAUUUCCUGGUUAAUCAGCAUCCUUUCUCUAGCAUGCAACAAAAGUGAAGAACCAUGCAACACUUUUCAAUAUCUCUAGGCCUCAGCGCAAACUGUACAUAAAUUGAAGAAAUUUCAAUUAUUUUCAUGAAAUGUUGUGAGUACGUACAUCUGGGGCCAUGCUGUUGGGACAAUCUAUUUUCUCGUGUUAAGUGGCAGUGGCACAUAUGUACAACAACAGACAAUUAUACAGCUAUACACUUUCAAGUUUCA